Molecule: messenger RNA, 636 nt
Organism: Didymodactylos carnosus
Lineage: Eukaryota; Metazoa; Rotifera; Eurotatoria; Philodinida; Philodinidae
Source: the annotation of a GenBank genome assembly
AUGCAUCAAGAAGUAAGAUUAAAAGAAGAUUUUGCGUUCAAUACAGCUAUUAUAACACAAACUUCUGCCACUGGUGCAACACCAUCACGUAAAAAAUUAUAUGUUCAACGAAAUACACGCAUUCUUGAUUUGGAAAAAAGAUAUAAAGAAUACAAAUUAACACUAAAUGAAUUUCACGACCGAAGAGUAACCCUAACUCUCCUUGUGCAAAAUGCGUUUUUUUGCAUCCAACUACUUAAGCAAGAAAAAAUCCUGUCAGAUCGUUUUAUACGCGACGCAUGUAAAACCAAAAUGCCAAAAUUAUGGGAAAUACUGCAAGAUUUUAAACCUUGUGAAGCGCCGUAUACGGGACAUGGUACAACCGACUCAGGCAACCCUGUGUUCUGCUAUCAAAAUAAAGCUGUACAUCCGCGUCGUUGCACAUCAGAAGGAAUAAAAAAUCUGUCUUGGCUGAAAUCCUUCUUCGAUUGGUCGUCUACAGUGGUGUGGGACGGUGAUUUUGUUAGCAGUGACCCUGCCGAACCUAGCGAAAAAGAAUUAGAUGAUUUCGCCAAUAUGACGAUUGAGCUCGUGAACGCUUUUAAACAAACUCCGCAAGAUAAAUAUGUGAAAUUUAUAGCUAGUAUUUACAGCUAG